Lampris incognitus (smalleye Pacific opah) is the source of this 3427-nucleotide messenger RNA. Its product is annotated as guanylate cyclase 2G-like. The transcript has 22 exons. The coding region runs from base 1 to 3390 and encodes 1129 amino acids. Lineage: Eukaryota; Metazoa; Chordata; Actinopteri; Lampriformes; Lampridae. Gene Ontology annotation, biological process: protein phosphorylation; receptor guanylyl cyclase signaling pathway; cGMP biosynthetic process. Gene Ontology annotation, cellular component: membrane. Gene Ontology annotation, molecular function: peptide receptor activity; ATP binding; guanylate cyclase activity. The record is from RefSeq and is a predicted model, not a curated record.
AUGUCCUGUGCCGUAUUCGCUCCAUCUGGCAUUGCCCAGAUAUCAUUGCUUUUCUGUGCGCUCUUGUUGACUGUUGCUCGUUUCCAUCCUGAUGGCUCCAACGGGACUCACACCCACAGGCUGCUGAUCGGCUUCCAAGCUCCCUGGAACGUGUCCUUCCCCUUCAGUGCCCUGCGGUUGGGAUCAGCCAUACAGAUAGCUGUGGAGAAAAUCAACAGCAAUCCCUCCUUCCUGGGAAACUACAGUCUGGAUUUUGUCUAUACGGAUUCAGACUGCGAUCCCAAGGCUUCUCUGGGUGGGUUCAUCCACCAGGUCUGGAAGGAGAAUGUGUCUGCACUCUUUGGUCCAGUCUGCCCUGAAGAAGCUGAGGUCACUGGUCUCAUUGCCUCCACUUGGAACAUCCCCAUGUUUGGCUUUGUAGGUCAGUCCUCCAAAAUGGACAACAGCGCAAUUUAUGAUUCUUAUAUCAAAGUUGUGCCCCCUCUUAAAAGAAGUGCAGAGGUCCUCGUCAAGACCCUUGAAUUUUUUGGAUGGAGUCAUGUAGCCAUGAUUGGGGGAGGACUCGACACCAAUACUUGGGACAAAGUUGACGCGCUGUGGAAAACCGUCGAGGAUCUGCUCCGAGCCAAACUCACAUUGAUUGCGACUGUCAAGUUUGACACCACCAAUCAUGCACUUAUUCGUCAAAACGUGAAGUACAUCUCAACGGUUGCCAGAGUGAUUGUGAUGCUGGCUAACACAGAGGACUCCAUGGCUCUGUUAAUGGAAGCUGAGCAACAGGGUUUGAUAAAUGGAGACUAUGUUUUCUUCCUUGUGCGGCAUUUUGAGGUCAGUGGCAAUGUGGACAACCUGUGGAAAUACACCUUUAACGACAAGAUUAACCAGGCCGCCAUACGUGCCUUUGACAUGACCUUUGUCAUUGGCCAGAAGUCUUAUGAGGGCUACGAGUACUAUGACUUCUUUGAGCAGGUUUUGGAGAGGCUGAAGAGAAGCCCCUUUUAUAGCAACCUGACAUCUGAAAGAGAGGUUAGUCCUUACGCUGCCUAUCUGCAUGAUGCAGUGCUUCUCUACGCAAUGGGACUGAAGGAGGUCCUCAAAGAUGGAAAAGACCCUCGUGAUGGACAGCAGCUGCUACUGAGAUUGAAAAAUAAAAACAACAUUCGAUUUUAUGGUGCCUCCGGACUAGUCCAUUAUGAUGAGGAGGGGGAGAGGAAUUUGGAUUAUUCGAUUUAUGACCUACAGAAUACUGAAGACUCUACUAAGCUUGUGCCUAUCCUCAAUUUCGACAGUCAAACAAAAACCAUCCGGCCAACUUCCAAGUUUGCAUCUGUGGUCUGGCCCCAAGGAAGACCUCCAUCAGAUAAUCCAGAAUGUGGUUUCAACAAUGAACUCUGUGAAUGGCUAACCAAUGACAUCGCCCUGGUGCUCUUGCUUGUGAGCUCCCCUCUAGUUGGUGUGCUGGCGCUUUUGAGCAUCGCGUUUCUCAUGCUGCAGAAACUUCGACUCCAGACCCGACUUGAAGACUCUUGUUGGUGGCUCAUCAACUACAAUGACAUUGCUAUCAUCAAAGAGCCCAAAGGAGUGCAGACAGUAUCUCUAAGCACCACGGCCACCAAGAGCGGAAGUGGCUGCUCCCAAUCCAUUAACUCCUCCAACAGCUACGGCCUGAAGGACAAGAUGGGCAAGGAGCACAUCUACUCCACAAUAGGUCUUUACCAGGGAAAUCAAGUGGCUAUCCAAUACUUAGAGAACCAGGUCAUCCGUGAUAUUCGAAAACCCUCCAUCCUUGCAGAAUUCAAAAUGAUGAAAGAGAUGAAGCAUGAAAACUUGGUGCAGUUCUUUGGGGUGUGCACUGAGCCACCAAACAUCUGUCUGAUCACACAGUACUGCAAGAAAGGGAGUCUGAAGGAUAUUCAGAGGGCUUCAGAUAUUGAGCUGGAUUGGCUGUUUAAACUAUCCUUUGCAUAUGACAUUGUCAAUGGGAUGGAGUUUAUUCACAAGAGUAACAUGAAGUCCCAUGGAAACCUGAAGCCCAGCACAUGUCUUGUGGACAGCAGACUACAGAUAAAACUGUCUGGCUUUGGACUGUGGGAAUUCAAACAUGGGACCAAAAACAGACUCAUCCUGCUGGAAAACCCCGAAUAUGAAGAACUGUACUGGACUGCCCCAGAGCUUCUCAGACAAGUCAGUCUCCCAUUCAAUGGCACAUCCAAGGGGGAUAUCUACAGCUUUGCCAUCAUCAUGCGGGAACUCAUGUACAGUUCUGAGGGUGGCCCUUACAAUGACUUUAACCUGGAGCCAAAAGAGAUUAUCAAGCAGCUGCGCACACCUCUCCUGGGCGAACCCAUCCGGCCGAUGCUGUCUGACCAGCUAUGUGACGAGAGCAUCAAUGUGCUGCUGAGGGCCUGCUGGAGCGAGAACCCUGACCACAGACCUCCUUUUGGAUCCAUACGAAGACAGCUGAGAGAGAUCAGCCCAGACAGUCAUUCUAACUUACUGGACAAUAUGGUAGAGAAAUUAGAGAAAUAUGCAAAUCACCUGGAGGAAGUGGUUGGGGAGAGAACCAACCAGCUCAUUGUGGAGAAGACCCGAGCAGACAAACUUCUCUCCAGUAUGUUACCCAAGUACAUUGCAGAUCAGCUGAUGGCAGGGAAGUCGGUGGAGCCACAAGGCUAUGAUGUGGUGACCAUCUUCUUCUCUGACAUCGUGGGCUUCACCUCCAUGUGCUCCAUCAGCUCUGCAAUGGAGGUGGUGAAUCUCCUCAACGACCUCUACAGCCUUUUUGACGACAUCAUCAAGCUAUACGAUGUCUACAAAGUGGAAACAAUUGGAGAUGCAUAUAUGGUGGCCAGUGGUGUACCUAUCAGCAAUGGCAAUUUGCAUGCUGUGGAGACCGCCAUGAUGGCUCUCCAUUUCCUGUGUGCUAUCAAGGUGUUUAAAAUCCGCCACAUGCCAAACGAAAGUCUAGCUCUUCGCAUUGGGAUCCACUCAGGUCCAGUGGUUGCUGGAGUGGUGGGUACCACAAUGCCUCGCUACUGCCUCUUUGGGGACACGGUGAAUAUGGCCUCUCGUAUGGAAAGCAACAGCUUACCACUGAAGAUACAUGUAUCCCAGAGUACUGCUGACAUUCUGAAUGAGACUCAAUCCUUUGUGCUAGAGGAAAGAGGGGAUAUUGAAAUUAAGGGUAAAGGGAGUCAGAAGACCUAUUGGCUGUUGAGCAAACAUGGUUUUAACCCUCCUGUUGAUGUCGGCGGCCCUCCACCGGCUCAAGCGUUCAAACCCCAUACAGAGGUCAGAGCAAUAAUGGCCAAGGACCCAGAUAGAAAGGCCCACAAAACUGUGACCCGUCUUCUAAAAACAGAGCCAACGAUGACGGCAGUGAACACUUGAAGAACCGCUGGACACUCUGACCUUUUCUGGAUGUCUU